Messenger RNA from Phialemonium atrogriseum, 968 nucleotides. RefSeq lists its product as uncharacterized. Bases 201 to 857 code for a protein of 218 amino acids. Lineage: Eukaryota; Fungi; Ascomycota; Sordariomycetes; Cephalothecales; Cephalothecaceae. The record is from RefSeq and is a predicted model, not a curated record. The transcript is spliced from 4 exons.
UUACACUUCAACACUCGACCUACCCUGCGCCUCUUUUCAGCAUCUCUGACUGGAGCGAGGCAACACACAUACGUACGUCACUAGCUACCUACCUACAUACCUACCUAUCAAGCCAUGUGGAAGUCAUCAAGCCGUCGAGCCUCAGAAGAUGCGGGCCGGUCUUACCGACUGACCGGCAACCUCAAGACGACUCCUAUGGCAUGGCUUCGUCCUACGCCACCAACCGAUUCCCAGUCCCAUGGCUGCUCACAAGCCCGCGGCUCGGCUACCCUGCCCUGUGGGUAUUGGCGCCUCGAAGCCGUUCGCAUCCGAGUCGGGCUGGCUGGAACCAACUUGAAUGGGGCUUGAUCGACAUCUCACUCUCCGAAACUGUCAUCCUUGCUGUAUGCAGCCAUGAUCUGACUGCGUCGAGAUGCAAGAGGCACGCCCAAUCCUUUCGAGCCUGCGACAGGAAUGUCGCCUUAUCGAGGGGCUACCAACGCGAUGUCGUCGUAUCAGCGCAACGCGGAUCCCGGCCGCCUUUCUUUGAGAUUUAUCGUCCAGGUUCUUGGUUGAUCCACGGCUGCAGCUCCCCCCAUUGUAUCGCCUGCCGCUCGCCCAUUUCGGCGAUAGAUCACGAAUCCGAAUCCCAAUAUGGAUGUACGGGUCCAUUUUCGCAACAAGACGGGCUUGUUGGACGACGUUGCGCGGAGGAUAAAUGGUGCCACCAAUCUAGACAUUUGGUUAGCGAAUCCGAGGCAUCGCAGAGUUGCAUGACUGGAGAAGGUAGAGUCUCGUCAAUGGCCGAGAUAAGAAGAGGGCACGCACGAUUAGGGGAGGGCGUCACUCGCAGAGGAAUCAAGCUUUCGAGACGGUGAGCUAACCGUCGCGGCGCAUAAUAGUCUGUCUAUCCGGGCCUUUCGAGGAUGUCUCCCACGGGCUCAUCCAGGCGGGGGUUGGAGAUCUAGGCCCUUCCUUUCAGCACGGCC